Rhincodon typus (whale shark) is the source of this 3934-nucleotide messenger RNA. RefSeq names its product solute carrier family 26 member 9-like. Lineage: Eukaryota; Metazoa; Chordata; Chondrichthyes; Orectolobiformes; Rhincodontidae. Gene Ontology annotation, cellular component: membrane. Gene Ontology annotation, biological process: transmembrane transport. The transcript is spliced from 23 exons. Bases 189 to 2642 code for a protein of 817 amino acids. The record is from RefSeq and is a predicted model, not a curated record. Gene Ontology annotation, molecular function: bicarbonate transmembrane transporter activity; oxalate transmembrane transporter activity; sulfate transmembrane transporter activity.
CCUGAGGGGACAGAUAUAAUCCAGCACUACCUGUCAGUCUGAGAGUGCAGACAGAUAUCUUGCUCCAGUAGAGGUGGGACUGCUCACAAUUCAGACUGCAGCCCACUGAAAGAGGGAUAGGUGGAGCUUGGAAGUCCAUGGAAAUAUUACCACCUCAUCCUAAACAAUAAACCAGGGUUUUGAGCGAGAUGCAUUUCCGUCCGCGUUACAUUGUUGACCGAUCAGUUUAUACAAUUCCUGACUUUGAUGAAGAAUACCAGAAGAAAAUCAGGAGUUACCCCCAUUCACAAAAAGCAAAGAAAUUGUUCAGCUGCUCAACAGCCAGACUCAAAGCCCUUCUCAUUCAGUUCUUCCCAAUAAUUGGAUGGCUUCCGAAGUACAACAUUAAGAAGAGUUUAAUUUUUGAUAUCAUAUCAGGUAUCAGUGCUGGGACUAUCCAAGUCCCUCAAGGAAUGGCAUUUGCUUUGCUGGCCAGUCUCCCACCAGUCAAUGGAUUAUAUUCCUCAUUCUUUCCUCUUCUUGUCUACUUCUUCCUUGGAAGCAUACAUCACAUGGUCCCAGGUACCUUUGCUGUGUUGAGCAUUAUAGUUGGGACCGUGGUUCAAAAUGAGGCUCCUCUUGAAAAAUUUCAACACUUCAAUGAAACUCUGAAUGAAACGGUCACAGAUAAUGCCGCUAUGAAUGCGUAUCGCAUGAGAAUUGCAGGAACUGUAACUUGCUUAACAGCUGUAAUACAGAUUUGCUUGGGCUUUGUUCAGUUUGGUUUUAUCUCCAUCUAUCUCUCCGAAUCCUUUAUCAGAGGAUUCAUGACAGCAGCUGGGUUACAAAUCUUAAUCUCACUGUUGAAAUACAUCUUUGGACUGACCAUUCACGCUUACAGUGGUCCACUGGCAAUAAUAUAUACAUUCAUUGACAUCUGUAAAAACCUUCCCAAAACCAAUGUAGCAGCGCUGAUUUUUGCUAUAAUUACUGGUGUGCUCCUGUUCAUUGUCAAGGAGAUUAACGUCAGAUUUAAACACAAGCUUCCAUUCCCCAUCCCAAUGGAAACUAUUUUGGUCAUCGUUACCACAGCAAUCUCAGGCGGUGCAAGAUUACCACAAAAAUUUGGUAUAGAUGUUGUUGGAGAGAUUCCCCUGGGGCUGCCUCCUCCAGAAGCUCCUCUGGUUAAUCUGUGGGGUGAUAUGAUUGGACCUGCAUUCUCACUUGCUAUUGUUGGAUACGUCAUUAAUCUAGCAGUGGGGAGGACAAUCUCCGCUCGGCAUAGCUACAUUGUCAACGCAAACCAGGAAAUGUUGGCACUAGGCUUUGGUAACUUUUUUGGAUCAUUCUUCCGCAUCCAUGUUAUCUGUUGUGCAUUGUCAGUGACUUUGGCCAUAGAAGCAGGUGGUGGAAGCUCACAGUUUGCAAGUCUAUGCGUAGCGACAGUGGUCUUAGUGAUACUCCUGGUUUUAGGAACAUAUUUGGAGCCACUACCGAAGGCUGUACUGGGAGCAUUGAUAGCAGUGAACCUGAAAAACACUUUAAUGCAGGUCACAGACCCCUAUUACCUGUGGAAGAAAAGCAAACUGGACUGUUGUGUGUGGAUAGUGAGUUUCCUGUCAGCAUUUCUACUCGGUUUGCCCUAUGGUGUAGCUGUUGGAGUUGGAUUUUCAGCGCUGGUUGUCGUCUUCCAAACGCAAUUUCCAGUACCAACAUCGUUGUCCUUUAACUGCACGCCUAGUAAUCUACUCAGUUGUCUGAAAUCGCCAAUGCAGCGGUUCAAGAAGGAAAUCCACCACCACAUUUGCAGCUGCUGUUUAAGUGCAGUAAAUUUCCCAUUACCUGGAUCCCAAGCAAAAGAAAUCAGUGGCAUAAAAAUCAUUACCUACUGCUCCCCAUUGUAUUUCGCGAAUGUGGAGUUUUUCAGGAAAAAAGUAAUUAAAAAGUCGGGAUUUGAUCCAGUGAAGGUUUUGUUAGCCAAGAAGAAGUAUCUCAAAGCUGUCAAAAACGAGGAGCGGGAAAUAGACACCAGGAGACCAAGUAAUCUCUGCACCAAGCAAGUAUCUCUACAGGAGCUGGUGAAAGAGGUGGAAGCUGAAACAUCUAUGGACUGUAAUAAUAACUCAGUGGAUGAAGCUCCCAGAAUAUCCUACAUCACAGUCAACACUCCCAAUGGGUUACAUGAGGGAACACCAAAAUCCCCAGCAGAUCCGGAAAACGUUGAAGACCCCAUUAAACUUGCACACCCCAUAAUUGACAUUCAUACUCUUAUCUUGGAUAUGAGUGGAGUCUGUUUUGUGGACCUUAUGGGAAUUAAAGUAUUAGGAAAGAUGUGUUCAAAUUACAAGAAGAUUGGUGUAACAAUUUACCUGGCUGGUAUACGAGAUCAGGUGUAUGAGGACAUCGAGUCUGGUGGAAUGUUUGAUGAGGGAUGGCUAGAGCGUAGUUGUCUCUUCCUCUCGGUCCAUGAUGCUGUCCUAUACACGUUGGCUAAAAUGAGUGAAAACAAACAGGAUGCAGCCAAGGAGAAAGUUUCUGAUGCAGCAGCUGUCUAUGUUAAUGAAGACAUGUCAAGUGAUGAAAAUGAUGAUGAUGUGGAUUUAGAACAGGUCAUGUUUGGAACAAUGUUUGAUCAUAGUGUCGGGGAUCAUACCAUUCUGUGAAUAAAUUCAGAAGUACACAAAAUCAAAUGCAAGUGAUUUGCACUCAAAGCCUCAACAGCUUUCAGAAUAAAUAACUUGGCAAACGUGUAUUGUAAAGUGCUUUGCACUGGCGUCUGAUACACUGAGUGAUGUGGAAAAGAGCAUAACUGUGCAGGCACCAGUUAUUAUUAAACUGUGCAUCUUUUUUCUUGGUUGUAGUAUGCUAUUGCUUAUCUAAAACAAUGAUACUCGUGUGGAAUAUCUUGAUUUGGCACAUGUGAAAGUAUGUACUGUUGUACUUUGUCGAAGAUAUCUUAUUCCCAGCUCAGAUAGUAGCUCUCCUCUCUGUGACGAGAUGCUGAAAGUAGGGGCUCCCACUUUUAAUGCUAUUUUUUUACAGACAUGUUCAGAAAGAUGGGAAAAACCCCAUCCUGAGGUCACUUGCAACAUGAAGUCUUAACCGAAGUGUGCAAGGUGUCAGAUAAAGCACUGUGCUGCUCAUGGAUUAAAUGAGAUGUAGUGCCAUUGCAAGGAAAAUGUAAACAGCAGAUUCCCAAAUGCACUUCCUUACUGCAAUAGCAGUCAGUGGGUAGCAAUAACCAGUAACCCUGGCUGACAUUCUUUCCUUCUUAACCCAAGCGCUGAAACCAGAAGCAGCGCCCUAUCUGAAAGCAGCUAAUUCCGGACAACUGGGAAUUAAAUCUGGAGCCUUCCUGGUUUGCAUGGAUCAGCAAUAUGGAUAGAACCAAAAAUCACAUUCAUUUUUUGAGCCACUUUGAAGAGUAUUUAAGGAUGUUUGCAGAGAAGCAGCUUAAAUACUUUUUGCUUCCACAUUAAGCUCAAUGCAGAGAAGUAACACAGGGCAAUUUAUAUUUCAUGAAGUAAUUUAAGCUGUUGGGUUCGGUGAAGCACACUGCAUUUUAGAGAAUGGUCUAUGGUUGAACUAAUGUUCAUCCUGUGUUCCUUGAACAUUAUGUGAUUGUUACCUUCAGUAAGCCCCACAGUCACUGUCUAACAGUAAAGCAAACUGCUGCCUGUCAUUCAGGAAAGCAAGACCCACUCCUGUGCCAUUUCCCCACCUUUACUGACACAAGUGCAUUUAAUGCAUGGCUGUGACAUCUCAAUGUUAGUUAUCUUGACAAUACAGGAAUAGGGUAGGGUUUUUCAUCUUCAUAAUUAUGAAGUAUAUCAUUCUCAAAGUAAUGAAUCAAUGUUUUGUUGCACUCCACUGUGAAAUAAAUGCAAUUGUUAUUUAACUGAUGAACACCAGUGUAUGCUAAUGAUACAUAAAUAAAUGUAAUAUAUUACCAGUA